AUGACAAGAACACUUUUCAGAGAGUUCCUGCACUGGUUUGACGAUAAUUUGAAGGACAGGAAGGUUGUUCUUCUGCUGGAUACACCUUUAGCGCAACGAUUUGUUUCCUCCAAUUCCCGGCCACAAGAUUCUCGAAGCCUUGGCCUUACAAACAUUACUAUUAUAUGGCUACCAACGGCCUGGAUGGACGCAUACAAUCAACUCAGGCAAGAAGUAACGAGGAUAUGGAAGGCCUUCUAUCGCAGAUACUGGGUACAAUAUGUUUGCAACCAGCUCAGUGCUCACCGAAACCCGCUCACUACCAUGAAUAUCCUGAAAGCUGUAAGCUGGGCUUGCCGUGCUUGGCACAUUGAUAUGGACUCGCGAAAUAUCCGAAAUUGCUCCAGGAUGUCUGGCUGGCUUGGAAUUUCCUCCGCGGAUCAAGCUGAGGAAGAUGAGGAAGAAUAUAAGGCGGCCAAGCAGCAGCUACGGGACACAGUCGAAAUGCUCGCACAGAUGAAUUUUUUGCACAAGGCUAUGGAGAUUGAUACUUUCAUAAGUCCUCCAUUUGAGUCUCCUGAGGGGGCAUGGAUCGAGGAGGAGCAGAUGCAAACUCAAACUGGCUCCGUCGAAAUUCCAGAGGGAGACUCAGAGCGGGCUGAGGACAGUAUUGCGGCUUCCAUUAUUUACCUUGGCCACUGA
This is a messenger RNA of Aspergillus udagawae, 681 nucleotides long. RefSeq lists its product as uncharacterized. Gene Ontology annotation, molecular function: nucleic acid binding. The record is from RefSeq and is a predicted model, not a curated record. NCBI's taxonomy places the organism in Eukaryota, Fungi, Ascomycota, Eurotiomycetes, Eurotiales, Aspergillaceae. The transcript has a single exon. The coding region runs from base 1 to 681 and encodes 226 amino acids.